CAUUUUCACUUACUAAUAUUUCUUGCGAAUCAAAGCAAAUUAUGGGCUCCCUUAAAUUUUCCAUCUCUUUGGACCCAUUUGAUUCAAAGAAGCUGAAUUCUUCUCCAAUAUCUAGCUAUUUUCAUCUGGGUUGUAGAGCUUGUAUAGUCAAUUCUCUGAAUAGGGUCAGUAACAUUAAGGCCAAUCCCAUCAAUGAUGAAAUCACUUUGUCUUUAAACAGUGACUUAGUUAGUGAGACUAUUAUUCAGCAGAAACCGAAUAAGUUUCGUGGUUCUAAGAAAGAGGCUAAAAGAUUUCUGGGUUCUAAAGUUGGUAUGAAAAAGAAUAGAUGGGAAAGGGAAUUGGAGAAUUUGUUUGUGAAUGAUGGAGAAAUAGACGUUAACUACUCUGUUAUUAGGUCUGACUUGAGCUUAGAGCAGUGUAAUUCUGUUUUGAAGCGGCUAGAGAGUUGCAGUGAUAGCAAAACUUUGAGAUUCUUUGAGUGGAUGAGAAGCCAUGGGAAAUUAGAGGGCAAUAUAAGUGCUUAUAAUUUGGUUUUUCGGGUUUUGAGUAGAAAAGAGGAUUGGGGUACAGCUGAGAAGAUGAUUUGGGAGCUGAAAAAUGAGUUGGGUUGCGAAAUGGGUUACCAGGUUUUCAACACUCUUAUUUACGCGUGUUCUAAACUCGGGCGUGUUGAGUUAGGAGCUAAGUGGUUUAGAAUGAUGCUAGAGCAUGGUGUUAGGCCAAACGUUGCGACGUUCGGUAUGCUCAUGGGGCUUUACCAGAAGAGCUGGAAUGUCGAGGAGGCCGAGUUUACCUUUACUCGAAUGAGGGAUUUGGGGACCGUGUGUCAAUCUGCCUACUCGGCAUUGAUCACUAUUUAUACUCGUUUGAACUUGUAUGAAAAGGCUGAAGAGGUUAUUGGCUUCAUGAGAGAAGAUGAGGUGAUACCCAACUUGGAUAAUUGCUUGGUAAUGCUUAAUGCUUAUAGUCAACAGGGGAAACUAGAGGAUGCUGAAAUGGUUUUGGCCUCAAUGCAAAAGUCCGGGUUUCCACCCAACAUUGUUGCAUACAACACGUUGAUAACUGGGUAUGGAAAAGCGUCGAAAAUGGAUGCUGCUCAAAGGUUAUUUACGUGUAUCAGGAAUGUUGGAUUAGAGCCCAAUGAGACAACUUACCGUUCGAUGAUUGAAGGUUGGGGUCGAGCUGACAACUACAAGGAGACAAUAUGGUACUAUCAAAAGCUCAAAAAGUUAGGUUACAAGCCUAACUCGUCUAAUCUCUACACACUGAUAAACUUGCAAGCCAAAUAUGGGGAUGAGGACGGCGCUGUAAGAACUCUUGAAGAUAUGCUGAAUAUUGGAUGCCAAUAUCCCUCCAUCAUUGGCAUUCUUCUGCAGGCAUAUGAGAGGGCUGGAAGGAUUGAAAAAGUACCUUUACUUUUGAAAGGUUCUCUCUAUCAACACGUUCUUCUUAAUCAAACUUCAUGUUCCAUUGUUGUUAUGGCCUAUGUGAAGCAAAGGCUAGUGGAGGAAGCUAUCAAAGUGUUGAGGGACAAAGUAUGGAAGGACCUAGGCUUUGAGGAUAACUUGUAUCAUUUGUUAAUCUGCUCAUGUAAAGAGUUGGGUCAUCUUGAAAGUGCUGUUAAAUUAUACACUCAUAUGCCUAAGCAUUUUGACAAGCCAAAUAUGCACAUCAUGUGCACGAUGAUUGACAUUUACUGUGUUAUGGGUCAGUUUGAAGAAGCAGAAAAACUUUAUUUGGAGUUGAAAUCUUCUGGAAUUGUGUUGGACAUGAUUGGCUACAGCAUUGUUCUAAGGAUGUAUGUAAAAUCUGGAUCUUUGACUAAUGCUUGCGAUGUUCUAGAUGCAAUGGACAAACAGAAAGGCAUUACUCCGGACAUCCAUCUGUUUCGUGAUAUGCUCCGUGUUUAUCAGCGGUGUGACAAGCAAGACAAGUUAACAGAUUUGUACUACAAAAUUUUGAAGAGUGGAGUGCCUUGGGAUCAGGAAAUGUAUAACUGCGUAAUAAACUGUUGUUCUCGAGCCUUGCCAGUUGAUGAGAUUUCGAGGAUUUUUGAUGAGAUGCUUCAACGUGGUUUUAUUCCCAACACCAUUACAUUGAAUGUUCUGCUUGAUCUCUAUGGGAAAGCCAAGCUUUUCAAGAAGGCCAUGAAGUUGUUCUGGAUGGCCGAAAAGUGGGGCUUAGUUGAUGUGAUUUCUUACAACACUCUGAUAGCUGCUUAUGGGAGGAAUAAAGAUUUGACAAAAAUGUCAUCGGCGUUUAAAUUGAUGCAAUUUAAAGGAUUUUCAGUUUCCCUUGAGGCAUAUAACUCUAUGUUGGAUGCUUAUGGGAAGGAAAGACAGAUGGAGAGUUUUAGAAGUGUGUUGCACAAAAUGAAAGAAUCAAACUGUGCUUCUGACCAUUACACAUACAACAUUAUGAUCAAUAUAUAUGGAGAACAAGGAUGGAUCGAUGAAGUUGCUGAAGUUCUUAAAGAUUUGAAAGAAUGUGGAUUCAGGCCUGAUCUGUACAGCUAUAACACGCUAAUUAAGGCGUAUGGAAUUGCGGGGAUGGUAGAAGAUGCCGUAGGCUUAGUCAAGGAAAUGAGGGAGAAUGGCAUAGAACCUGAUAAAGUAACUUAUGUCAAUCUGAUCACUGCUAUGAAAAGAAAUGAUGAGUUUCUUGAGGCUGUUAAGUGGUCCUUAUGGAUGAAGCAAAUGGGAUUAUAAAGCUUUCAAAACCGAGGCUGAAUCGUUCUGCUAAUUCCUUCAAGCAGACUUUGCUUCAAAGAUCUGUAAAAUGGGCACAGAACUACAGGUGUUCUGACUACUCAAGGACACACGCAAUACUCGGAAAACAGUGUCGAGAAGGAAAGAGCAUUAUCAGAAGUCAUCUGGUGAAAGUCUGAGAGAAGAGGUCUUGUUUGUUGAAAGGGAUACAGAUUGCAAGCCAUUUAGAAGCAUAGAUAUUUCCAUUCAAGAACUCAAAGACUUCACCUUCUAAGUUUACAAAUCACCAGUAAGUGAAAUGAGGAAAAAAAAAAUGCAUUCCCACUAAAAUGUGGUUGUGUAGGACCAAGUCCUAUCAUGAAGGGUUGCGCUAGAAAUCUCCACUUUUAUUAGGGUAUGUUCUAUUGAUUACUCUUGUAAAGCAAAUGAUUGUAGAACCACAUCUAAUGUUACUCAUAAUUGAAUAGUUCAAAUCUUU
Messenger RNA from Morus notabilis, 3189 nucleotides. RefSeq names its product pentatricopeptide repeat-containing protein At4g30825, chloroplastic. Lineage: Eukaryota; Viridiplantae; Streptophyta; Magnoliopsida; Rosales; Moraceae. The record is from RefSeq and is a predicted model, not a curated record. Gene Ontology annotation, molecular function: protein binding. The transcript is spliced from 2 exons. Bases 42 to 2711 code for a protein of 889 amino acids.